Caenorhabditis remanei is the source of this 948-nucleotide messenger RNA. RefSeq lists its product as uncharacterized. Bases 1 to 948 code for a protein of 315 amino acids. Lineage: Eukaryota; Metazoa; Nematoda; Chromadorea; Rhabditida; Rhabditidae. The transcript has 5 exons. The record is from RefSeq and is a predicted model, not a curated record.
AUGAUGAUCACUUCACAGCCAUACAAUCGACUGAAAGAAGCACUUUCAAAUAAUCGAUCGCUCUCAAAACAUGUAUUACUUGGUAUGGUCUUCUUGAGUUCAUUGCUUCUUCUGGUUUCUUUUCUUCAAGAUCAAGAAGAAUUGGACUUUGAUGUUCCGGAGAAAGGUAGUCCUGCUUUUGAAGCAUUCUACAACUGUGUCUACCCGAAACUUGCACCAUUGAAAGGAAAUUACGAUAAGUUCUGGACAUCAUUCGUGAAUUUGACGAAGGAAUGUGACAAUUUGGAGGAGUACAAAGCACUGGAUAUUCAACCAGUUGCUAACACUGAUGAAGUCAAAUAUGUUACCUUCCCAAAACGAGAUGAGAAUAUUACAAUGGUAACUCUUGGUAUUGGACAUGAUGUAGAUGCUGAGAUGAGGCUGAAGAAGCUGUGGCCAAAGACCGAAUUCUUCGGGGUCGAUCCAAGUCCGGAAAUCAACAAAGACUUGUAUGAAGUAAAGCUCGGAGGAAACUACUUCCAAGUCGCUGUCAGUGGAAAAGGAGGAAUGCAAAAGUCGUAUAUUUUCAGAAAGGAGUACCGUGAUGAAACCACAAUGCACAUCGGUGCUGACUACUUCUUCGGAGACAUGCUUCAACGACCAAGAGUCGACAUUUUGUGGAUGGACACUGAAGGAAAUGAGUUCCCAGUACUGGAUAUGAUCCAUCGUGGUGGACCACUCGACAGACGUGGAGUCAAGAUCUGUCAAAUGAAUGUGGAAAUUCAUAAGGAUUUGAUGAAAGACAUAACCGGAGAAAGAGAGAAAUUCCAUGACUUUGUCUGGAAACUUUUGAGAGACAAGAAGUAUAUUAUGGUGAAGCCAUUCUACGUCUACUGGUUCCAUCAGUUCAUCCGAACUGUUAUAAUCAAUGUUGAUGAUCCAGAGUGCACUAGUCUUUACAUGAAUUGA